Molecule: messenger RNA, 3148 nt
Organism: Paramecium sonneborni
Lineage: Eukaryota; Ciliophora; Oligohymenophorea; Peniculida; Parameciidae
Source: the annotation of a GenBank genome assembly
AUGAUUUCAUUUAUGGUAAUGUCCAACAUGCUUUCAGAACAAUUAAAAACUUAAUAUAAGAGUAAAUCAGUCUAUUGGAGAUAGGAAAAAGAAAAACUACUACAAACUUUUCAGCCAAGAUAAAAUAAUCAAUAAUCCUAAUAAAGAUCAAGAACUAGUGAAAGGAAAAGUAUAAUACGUAAUUUAGUAGAUUCACUUUAUAAUCAAGGAACUCCUGAAAAAAAUAAAUCUAUUUAUUAUCAUUUCUAAUCCUAAAUUGCUUAAUAAUAGCAUCAUUAAUAAUAAUGUUAAAGUUCUACAAAAAAACAAUAGACUGAAGAAUUGACCUUGUCUACAAUUAUCAAUAAAUAUUAAAGAUAAGUUGAAAAUUGUAAUUAAAAAUAAAUAGUUCAUGAUCCUAUUGCAGAAUAGAUCAUAGAAUCAUUUCAGGAACUUAAAAAGAGAUCUGUAAAAAAGUAAGAUAUAUAAAAAUGUUAAUCUGAAUAAAAAAUUAUUGAAAAUAGUGCACAUAAAUAAAAUAUUUUCAGUAGAAUUAAUUAAAUUAGAGAAUUUAUCGAUUAAUAAUUAGGAACUAAUGCAGAUGAAUCAAAUAAAGAAAUUAAAUAUGAAAGUUAAUAUUAAUCUGAUGUUGAUUAAAGUUCUGGUAAUUUAAGAAACAAAUCAGUUGAAUUUAAAUAAUUCUUAGAUUAAAGAGUAAGUAUUGGAAGAGAUUCUACAAAUAAUAGAUUAAAUCAUAGGAUAAAUAAAUUACGUUCAAUAAGAAGUUGCUCAACCUUAGAUGUAGGAAUAUAAGUUUCAAUAUUAGAUGAAAAUUUAGUUCAACUAAAUUCUUAAAGAUUAUUAUAAGAAAAUUAUUAAUCAUUAAAUGCUUAAAAUAAUUCUUAAAAUUAUUCAGAAAAUUACAACCAACAAAGAAGUGAUAGAACCAAUAAUACAAGACGAAAAAAUUAAGAAAAAUAUUUAGUUUAAGAUACAAUAUAAUAAACCUCUCCUUUAUAAUCAUAAUAUCCUUAUUAUUAAGUAGAAUAAUCGGUUACAUCAGAAUAUUAAUUAUAGUAAUAAUGUUAAAAUGAAGAUUCUAUGUAGAAGUCUAGAAAUUCAGAAAGAAUGAGCAGAAAAAGUGAAUUCUUAUAAAAAGCAAGAUAUUCAACUAAUGUUAAUGAUGAAAAUAAAGAUAGAUUUUCUGUAAAUAUUGAAGAAAUCAAGAAAGAAAGAUUAUCCGAAAAUGAAAGAUUUUCAGUGACAUCAAAUGAAAUAGAGGGUAAAGAUGGAAUCUUGGCUAAUUUAGAUUUUAAUAAAGAAAGGUAUUCAAAUAAAUCAAAUGAAUAAUAUAACUAAAAUAAAGAUAGGAAUUCAAUUAAAUCUAAUUUUGAGGAUGAUCAUAAAGAUAAAUUAAUAUUGAAAUUGAAUAAGCCUGAUGCAAUACCUUCAAUUUAUCUUAAAUGUACAACUAAUAAUAAGGAAAAUGUAGGAGAACCUUUUACUUACAUAACAAAAACAAAUAGAUAAGAAUAAGAAAUUAAAUUUGGAGAACGUUGUGAAAAUAAAUAAAGCACUAUUGAAAUUCCAAAAAUAAUUUAAGCUUUAAAUUUUGAAAAUAUUGAUUUAAGUAAGCCUUGUUCUGGUACUCAAAUUUCUGUAGACACAAAUAGAUUCUAGCUUGAAAUUUAAUAAAUUAUAGAAAAAUAAAAUGAAACAUAAGAUGUCUAAUUGAAAUAAAAUGAACCAAUAUAUGCCCAAUAAGAAUUUGCUUUGACGAGCAAUAGAUCUUAAUUAUCUGUUCCAAUUACAGAACCAACUUAGAUUUAAUAAAAUUAUUAGACAAACACAAAUUUUAUAAGAGUUGAAGAAGAAAUUGAAGCAGGAUAACCUGAUAUUAGAAUAAUUGAAAAUGCUACAGGUAUUACUGAAUGCAAUUUAUAAUAUUCAGAAGAUACAGCAAAUUUAAGAAUUCCUACUUAGAUUAGUAAUAAUGAAGAAGCCAAAUUUAAACCAGAUUCAUAUGUAACAUGUGAAAUUUAAUUCCAAUAAAUCAAAUAAGAUUAUCAAUAGUUAAAUUAAUUAUAAUCAACUCAAUCAAACUAGAUGAAUUAAUCUUCUUUUGAAUAAUGGUUAUCAUAAACUGAUUAAAACAAGAAGAUUUUUAAUUUUAAUUGUUAAUCCUAAUAUUUUUAAAAAGAAAAAUGUGAUCAUAGUACUUAAAUAAAUAAAAGUGAUUCAGAUUCAGAUGAAGAAAUUUAAUUUAUAAAGAAAAAAUAAUAGAAAUGUCUAUUUAAUUAAGGAGUAACAUUAUUAGUUAGAAAAAUUACUUCAAUUUUAAAAAUAAGACAAAUCAAAUCAUUUUAUGAAAUUAAAGAAUAUUCUCUCCAUUAAUCUCAAUAAUAAUAAUAACAAUAAUCAUAAUAAUUUAAAUCUUCUUUACAUACUUAUCAUUCUCCAAUAGAGUCAUAAUAUUCAUCAUAGUUUUGUUCAUAAUAAUAAUCAUUAACAUCUCUUCCUAUUCCUUCAACUUAAACAAAAUAAUCUUAAAUUGAUUAAAUUCCUUAAGCAGUAAAAGAAUAAGCAGCAUAAGAAAAAAUAUCAAAUCUAUUAAAAACAAUAAUGGAAGAAACUGGAUCGGAUACUUUAAGAAUGUUGAAGAAUAAAUCAAAUAUAUCACCGGUUGCUAAAAAUUAAGAAAAAAACAGAUUAAAUAGUAGCCAUAAUUCUAAAUUAAAAAUUUCAAAGAAAUGUUCGGCAGCUUCUAUUUUAACAUCAAUUUAAUCUCCAGUAUAAGAAAUAAAUGAUAGAAUAAAAGUAAAUUUUAUCUAAGAGAUGGGAUUAGAAUCACCAACUUAAAAACAUACUGAACAUGCAGAAUUACAUGAUUGCAGUAAAUAUAGAUGAUUUUAUUUUAGGUCCAAUUGCUGAGCCAAUGGAAUUUUAAGAUGUAUCAGUAUUGAUGAAAUAAAAGAGAGAAAUGAAAUAAAUUGUAGAUUCUAAUAAUGGAAGCAAUAUAAUAAAUAAUAGUUACAAUGAUUAAAGACAUUGCUAGAUUUUGUCUCAUCAUAUUGCAAUUUAGAAAGCAAAGAUUGCAAAAAGAUUUUAGUAAAUUCAUUAUAAAACAGCUGGAUAAUAAUAAUCUAGGAAAGAAAAUUAUUAAAUUUGA